Messenger RNA from Aegilops tauschii subsp. strangulata, 800 nucleotides. RefSeq lists its product as uncharacterized. The record is from RefSeq and is a predicted model, not a curated record. Lineage: Eukaryota; Viridiplantae; Streptophyta; Magnoliopsida; Poales; Poaceae.
AUGGAGUUCAACGCAUCCUACUUCCACGCGUUCGGCAACCCCGACUUCGCGGCGGUCUUCUCCGACGGCAGCGCGCAGGCCCUCCGGCCGAACCCCUCCGCCGGCGACGGCGAAGGAGCCAGCGUGAAGGCGGAGAAGGGAGCCGCGGUGGCUAGGCCCACCGCCACCCCCUCGUCCGUCACCUUUGUCGUCCCCGACGAGGAGCUGGGGGAGGCGCACCACUUCCUGAACGAGUGCUCCCGCUGCCACAAAGGCCUCACCGGCGACAUCUUCAUGUACAGAGGGGACACGCCAUUCUGCAGCGAGGAGUGUAGGAGGAAGCAAAUCGAGACGGAAAAGGCGAGACACCGGAGGAAGAAGCAGAACUCCCCCAAGGCGCAGGCGCAGGCGGCGGCCGCCGCGGCAGCGGCGGCGGAGAGAGAGAGCGCGCCCCAGGUGCGGCGGCCGCAGCCACAAUAGAGCUCCACCAUCAAUCAGGCCUUUGCCGUUGCACGGUUUCAGCAUGCAUGCGUGCCUGUAGAAGAGCGUGAGCUCCUACGUACGUACGGACAGAGGAAGAGCAUAUAUCCUAGUUACACGUCGGGAAUGGUACUGCCGCGUACUAUACACAUUUUUGAAUCACGGGCCCAUAUUCCCACUUGUUUGUAAUUUCUAGGGAAAAUUGCUCCUCUUUUUGUUUGCUUCCUGAUUCAGAUCACGGCCACUUGAAGAACCUAUGAGCCAUUUUCUUCUACCCUGUGUCUAUUGUAUCUAUAUUGUUUUGUUUUUUUAAGAAAAAAACAGGCGAUCUACCCAUUUCA